Messenger RNA from Peromyscus leucopus (white-footed mouse), 4168 nucleotides. It is a transcript of the gene Scnn1a, whose product is annotated as sodium channel epithelial 1 subunit alpha. The transcript is spliced from 12 exons. Gene Ontology annotation, biological process: sodium ion transmembrane transport. NCBI's taxonomy places the organism in Eukaryota, Metazoa, Chordata, Mammalia, Rodentia, Cricetidae. The record is from RefSeq and is a predicted model, not a curated record. Gene Ontology annotation, cellular component: membrane. The coding region runs from base 1116 to 3254 and encodes 712 amino acids. Gene Ontology annotation, molecular function: ligand-gated sodium channel activity.
AGAGGGAAGAGGAUGGGGAAGAGGACGGUGGGGCCAGCAGGCACUCCCAGUUCUCGGGGACCCCUUCUCCUUCUCCUCCAGGGUCCUGGGUGUGAGGCUGACUUGGGAUGACCUUGAGGGACCCCAUCAGAAGGGACCCUGGUUUCUGGAAGUUCACUUAAGUUUCUUUUCCCUGGCUGUCUGGCCUGACGGGAGUGUCCCUUUGGGGCUGGCUGCCUCCUCUUCCUCCUCCUCCAUCCUCCUGUCUGUCUCCUCUUUCUGCCUUCCCUGUUCACCGGGUUUCCCCAGCUAGUCUCAGUCAUCCUCCUUCCGCCUUGCCUUCCUGGCUUUCGUGUGGAGACUCCUCUCUCCCCGCUCAGGUUCUCCAAGCCUCACCAAUCUUCAGUCCCUAGUCUCCCUGCCAGCCAGUUCCCCAUCAAUCCCUGGCCCAAAGUCUUCGGCAGGUAGGUACCUGCUUCACCUGUCCCCACCAGCCCUCCUCCCUGGGGAGCUCCCAGACCGGACUCCUCCUUUGACCCUCCCCCUGCACGCUCACCUUUAAUUGAGAUGCUAAUGAGGCUCCCGUGGUUCCCAUCCCUGGCGGCCGGGCAGGCUCCGCGGCCAGGCACUGCACCUGUCAGGUGAGAGGGUGGAGAAGGCUCCGCUGCCAGAUUCAACUGGAAAGGAACCAGUCACUGGCCGGCCACACCUGGGAGCUGGAGGCAGGAGGCAGGCAGCUCAGGUCUCCUGCAGCCCUGCGGUUCCGAGGGAGAGGAGGAGAUAGCAGGGAGCCGGAGGCCAGAGAAGAGGGCCCAGGAGGAACCAGGGAAGGCAGGGGAGGAAGUGAGGCAGGAUCAGAGAGCCUGGCACAGACGGGAGACCCAAAGAGAAGCAGGAGGCUGCUGGGCCAAGAGGGCGUGAAAUCACACCGCCAGGGAGGAAAAGGGCAAGAAGGAGAGGCUGCUAACUGAGGCACAGCGCCUGCUGUGGAGGACCAGGAGGCGCUAGCGGGCAGGUGAAGGUGGCUGGGAAGCUCUGUGGCUACUCCAGAGGAGCUCGGUGCUGCCUGCCUGGCCCCAACUGCAGAAGGUCAGCUGGCUCCUGGUAGGACAAGGGGAGAGUGGACUGAGCGCAGGAUGCGGGCACGGUCAGGGGCAGCCCGGUUCUGCCUUCACGCUGAUGAUGCCGGAGCGCACCAGAGCCCCGAGCUCAACCUUGACCCAGACCCUCACCUCCCCGACUCACCUAAGGGCUCCAUGAAGGGCGGCAAGUUCAAGGAACAAGACCCGUGUCCCCCUCAACCCAUGCAAGGGCUGGCGAAGGGAGACAAGCGAGAAGAGCAGGGGCUGGGUCCCGAACCCCCAGUGCCCCCGCAGCCCACCGAGGAGGAGGAGGCGCUGAUCGAGUUCCACCGCUCCUACCGAGAGCUCUUCCAGUUCUUCUGCAACAACACCACCAUCCACGGCGCCAUCCGUCUGGUAUGCUCCAAGCACAACCGCAUGAAGACGGCCUUCUGGGCCGUGCUGUGGCUCUGCACCUUCGGCGUGAUGUACUGGCAGUUCGCCUUGCUCUUCGAAGAGUACUUCAGCUACCCUGUCAGCCUCAACAUCAACCUCAAUUCAGACAAGCUGGUCUUCCCGGCCGUCACUGUCUGCACCCUUAAUCCCUACAGAUACACUGAAAUUAAAGAGGAGCUGGAAGAGCUGGACCGCAUCACGGAACAGACGCUCUUUGACCUCUACAAAUACAACUCCUCCUACACGGUCAAGCCUGGGUCCCGCCGCCGCCGCAUCCGCAACCUCGGGAGGGCCCUUCCACACCCCCUGCAGCGCCUGUACGCUCCGCCUCCGCCCUACCCAGCCCGAGCGGCUCGCAGCUCGUCUUCCAGUGUACGGGACAACAACCCCCAAGUGGACCGGAAGGACUGGACGAUCGGCUUCCAACUGUGCAACCAGAACAAAUCGGACUGCUUCUACCAGACGUACUCAUCUGGGGUGGACGCAGUGCGGGAGUGGUACCGCUUCCAUUACAUCAACAUCCUGUCCAGACUGCCCGACACCUCACCGUCUCUGGAGGAAGAAGCCUUGGGCAGCUUCAUCUUCACCUGCCGCUUCAACCAGGCCCCCUGCAACCAGGCGAAUUAUUCUCAGUUCCACCACCCCGUGUAUGGGAACUGCUACACUUUCAACAACAAGAACCACUCCAAUCUCUGGAUGUCUUCCAUGCCUGGCGUCAACAACGGUCUGUCUCUGACACUGCGCACAGAACAGAAUGACUUCAUCCCCCUGCUGUCCACAGUGACGGGGGCCAGAGUGAUGGUGCAUGGGCAGGACGAGCCUGCCUUUAUGGAUGAUGGUGGCUUCAACUUGCGGCCUGGUGUGGAGACCUCCAUCAGCAUGAGGAAGGAAGCCCUGGACAGCCUUGGAGGCAACUACGGUGACUGUACAGAGAACGGCAGUGAUGUCCCUGUCAAGAACCUGUACCCUUCCAAGUACACCCAGCAGGUGUGCAUUCACUCCUGCUUCCAGGAGAACAUGAUCAAGAAGUGUGGCUGUGCCUACAUCUUCUACCCUAAGCCCAAGGGCGUAGAGUUCUGUGACUACCGAAAGCAGAGCUCCUGGGGCUACUGCUACUAUAAGCUGCAGGGCGCCUUCUCCCUGGACAGCCUGGGCUGUUUCUCCAAGUGUCGGAAGCCAUGCAGCGUGACCAACUACAAGCUCUCUGCUGGCUACUCACGAUGGCCCUCUGUGAAGUCCCAGGAUUGGAUCUUUGAGAUGCUGUCCUUGCAGAACAAUUACACAAUCAACAACAAAAGAAAUGGAGUUGCUAAACUCAACAUCUUCUUCAAGGAGCUGAACUAUAAAACGAAUUCGGAGUCUCCCUCUGUCACGAUGGUCAGCCUCCUGUCCAACCUGGGCAGCCAGUGGAGCCUGUGGUUCGGCUCGUCGGUGCUGUCUGUGGUGGAGAUGGCGGAGCUCAUCUUUGACCUGCUGGUCAUCACAGUCCUCAUGCUGCUGCACAGAUUCCGAAGCCGCUACUGGUCACCAGGACGAGGGGCCAGGGGUGCGCGGGAAGUGGCCUCCACUCCAGCUUCCUCCUUCCCCUCCCGCUUCUGUCCCCACCCUACGUCCCCACUGCCUUCCUUACCCCAGCAGGGCACAACCCCCUCCCUGGCCCUGGCCCCUCCGCCUGCCUAUGCCACCCUAGGCCCCUGCGCCCAUCCACUGGACUCCGCAGUGCCUGGCCCUUCUGCCUGUGCCCUGGGGGAGCACUGAGAGAGGAGAGUGCUCCUCUCACCCAGGCCAGUGCUCCUGGGCACACUAAAGCUGAAGGCCGUCUUCAGCAGCACCUCCCACAGCUGCCCGGCUGUCUCUGGUGUGCCUGAGGGAGUAGACUAAAUAAGGGGCCCAGGAAAUGGUCCAGAGAAGAGUGGCUGGUGAGCGUUCCUGCUUCUGAACACGGCUUUCCACACAAGCUCAGACAAGUCUCCUUUUCCCUUGGAUCAGCCAAGCCAGACUUGGAGCUUUGACAAAGAACUUUCCUGGGAAACGACCAACGAACAAAUAUAAACAGGGCGCAGAAAAGCAGCCACCGGUUUCCUACCCCAUGACCAGAGAUUGGCCUGGCCACACUGCCUUCAAAGACACAGAUGUCUGCGCCCCUUCUUGAACUUGGGUGGGGAACCCCACCCAAAAGCCCCCUUUGUUAGUUCUUUGGCAAUUCCCCUUCCCUGACUCCCCAGGGUGGGGGCUAGAGUCAGAUGAGUAUCGUCAAGGUUUGGCCUUUCUCCUUCAUUUCCAAGCCUCUUCUCUCGUUUGACACACUGGAGCUCCGUGCCUCGGCAGCGGCGCUGUGACCUUCAUACUUGUCUUAGCUAUUUUCUCAGCCUAGAAGCUUCCCCUACCAUCUCCUAGAGAGCCUCUGUGCGCCCCCAUGACCCCUGUUGAAUGGCACCAUUACUUUCGUGAACUCUUUUGCCCUAUCCUGUCUCCCCCAGAAUUACCCCCUCCCCUCGUCCCCACAGUGCACUACGUUAUAUGUUCACAUUCUUUGGUAUCUGCCUCUGAGUAGACUGUGAAAUCUUUGUGAUCGGGGCUGCGUUUUGCUCAUUUUUAUAUCCUUCAGGUCUAGCCCACUAUCCCACUUGAAGCAGAUAGGCAGGUGCCCAAUAAAUGCGUGUUACGUAAAA